GUAUUGAACGAAAAUUAAAAACAAGAUGGCUGCCGCUUUGUUGAUGUUUCAGAGCAAAAUCUCCGACAAAGCUCGAGCGUCCUGUCAUUGGAGAAUUGGAAGUAUUAAAGAGUUAGGGUUUCUUCUCUCACUUCCAAAUGUGUCAACAUGCUGCCUGGUCUAUGACAUGAAGGCAUCACGAACUAGAUUCUGAUUUCAGUUUGGACUGGAACCUAAGACCUUCAUCUUAUAAACUGAUUACACUACAACAUAUCUAAGUCAUCAUUUCCUAAUGCCUAGUAACUUUUGUUGCAGGGAUAUCUUUGCAUCUUUUAAAUCCAAUGUACUAUCCUCGUUUGUCCCCAUUUAUCAUUGUCCUAAUAACUUAAACUACAAGAAACACCUUUGGAUUAAUAUGAUAGACCUCUUGAUUGCAUGACUGGUGUCAUGGAGUUUUUAGACAUACAUUUACUAAGUAGGUCGAAACCGUACAAUGAAUCCAUGACCCACAUUUUGGACCCCGACGUCAUGAUAGCUCACAAGGUUUUCGUUGGUGUUGCUUUGGUGUACUGUCCCCUCAUUACCUUCUGUAGCUUCCUCGUCUUUUGCGGGACCUUGAUGUACCCUGGGAGCUCAAUGAACAAUCAGUCCUACCUCCUCCUUAGCCUUUCAGCGGCGGAUUUUUUGAUGGGUUCAUUUAGCAUACCUAUGUAUAUUUUGACCUACCUGCCCCACACCAGAGAGACUAUUUUCAAGAAUAAGUACGCGUGUCUCACUUGGUUUGCUUCUGCGGAGAUGGCAGCAGGGUCGUCGAUAGGGUCCCUCCUUUGCAUCUCAGUUGAUCGCUACGUCGCCGUGGUGUUCCCGCUGCACUAUCACACGCUGGUGACCGAGGAGCGCUGCAUCGCGGUGCUGGUUUUGCUCUGGACUGUGGUCAUCGUGGUGGCGUUCGUCCCCAUGCUGGGCUGGAACACCUACGACCCGCAGCUCUACCCACUGACGCACAGGUGCAGCUUCUACCGCACGCUGCCCCAUAACUACAUCGUGUGGGUGUCCUUUGGCAGCGUCUCCUUCAUCGUCCUCUCCUGCGCGCUCAUGUACGCACACAUCCUGUCCAUUUCUUACAGGCAAAUGAAGCUCUCGGAGCGGCGAGCCUCUCUGGUGCCAGCACAAAACAGACAACUCAAAAUGCGGAUCUAUUCGGUGAAGAUCACGUCCCUCCUCGUGAUCAUAUUCAUCGUGCUUUGGCUCCCCAUCGUUUUGACGGCGCCCUUGAAGUAUUACCAACUGUUCUCCCCGAAAGUGUUUGAAAUUCUUCAGGUCGUCUCCCAGCUUUUUUACUUCAGUAACUCCUUGGUGAACGCUCCUAUCUACUCCAUGCUGCGCUCAGAGUACAGGGAGGUUUACAAAGUCAUGCUCUUGACGGUGCCCUGCAGGUGGAAAAGCAUCUUAAGGGAUUUGUACCGGACCAACCACGCCAGCGUAUACUACCCGACAGAGCCACGUCUCACCACAGCAUCUUCACCAGUUGACUACUCCGAAGAGACUCUUGCACCGGAAAAAUUCCAAAGCAUCUCGGAAGAACGUGCCUCGAAAAUUCAAAUCCUGAACGCUAGGAACAGUGUUCUCAAAAAAAGUGUGACGUUAAUAUCCAAACAAAAUGGAAAAGAAAGCCAAGAGUGUGGAACGAAUGGAACUUGGGUUUAAGACAAACAAUUAACUGUGUCAGAAUGGGGGAAUAAAAAGCUUUGUGAUAAAUUCCUUAUAAAGACAUUAUAGAAUAAUGAACUGAACACCAUAUACAUAACUUUCAACAGACGCUUUGUUUUUUCUAGUCAGAGUAUAGCUGAGUAAACUUGUGUUGUAAUAUCUUAAUAGCUUUAAGUAGGACAACGGAAUACCUACGCAAAUCAAUUAUACGGGAUCAGGACAGAAACUCAACCCGUUUUUACAAGUAAAGUUGGGGAGCCAAGUAUAUAAAUGGAGAUGUGCAUAAAGCAGGAAUAAAAGACAGUUGUUUUUCCUUUAUUCUAACAUAUCCAUUAAUAUCUUGGACAAACCAUAGUAUUUUAUUUAAAUUAGUAUUAACUACUUUUUAAAAAAAAUAUAUUCCUUUUAUGUACUAUUUGUUUUUUAUUGUCAUCUGCCUAUAUAUUCACCGGGUAUGUUUCUAGUAUCUAAUGAUAACAUCCUAUAAGGAGAUUCCUUGACAGUCAUCAUCAUCAAAUUUCAUUGCAGUAAGAUCUGGAGAGUCUCGAAUCCUUUAAAGCCCGGAACAGAUACAAUGUUUUUGGGGGCAAGUCGACAAGGAAAUCCGCUUGUCUUGAGUUCCGUUGGCAACAAAAAUACCAGACAAGGUUUCCCCUUGCACAUCGUGGCGGGUACACCGCGAGUCGAAGUUUGACACUACGUGCAUGAACCAUGAACCAAUAGGACACUGGGGCUCGUCCUACAUUGAGUUAUAAUAGCUUGCUCAGGCCUGGGAGACCUUCGCCUUGGGGAGGCGCGGCCUUUUGUGCUCCUAUCAGAGGCGGCCUUAGCAGGGCCACGGAUAUUAGUACGAAGGGCUGAUAAAGUAAGUAAAGUUCCCGUUUCAGACAUUCAGACCUUGUGGUCUAUAGGGCAGAUCAUUUAAAGGCCAUCUGUUUUUGUGGCCUACGGUUAACGAGGGUGUCGUGUGGCCAGCACACCAACCAACCGCCUUUACUUUUCCCCAACUAAUGUCAGGUACCCAUUAGAGCUGAGUGGACUCAGAGGCGCCCGAAGAUCCGGAAAUUAAAACUCCUAAUCUUCACCAGGAUUCGAACCCCCAGACCCGGUUAGAAAGCCAAGCGCUUUACCUCUCAGCCAUGAUGGGCUGAUGGUGACAAAAUGUUAUCUUUAUCGCUGGGCCCACUAUAGGCCGGGGCAUAGUCGGACGCCCUACGUCACCCCCUAUGGCCGCCUCUGCUUGUAGCCUUUCCAGUCUAUUUGGAACUUGUCCCAGCACUCAUACCAUUAUUUCAUUGCUCUCGUCUGCAGUGUCUUCCACUAGUGCACUACUUGUGACAAUGUGUAGAGGAUGCCAGAAAUAAAAAGUUUUGUUUCUUCAAGUCUCUCUCAAACAUUACAUGUGAAGUUUACUUUUGUGACUUGGAUGUUAUUACUUCAUUCUCUUGUAUCUGUUUUUAUCAUCAUUGACUCUAAAUUUUCGCUUGUAGUUAGAAUGGUGAAAGUGUUGUCCUAAAAGUUUAUUGUGUUGUCUGUAAAAAAUCUAUUCAGCUACUUCCUCAUCUAAACAUAAACAUAGUGUUCACCAAUCCCAAGUUUUCUUACUUGUGCUCUAUUCAGCUGUGUAUCUUUAAAAGGGAGACCAUCGCAUUGUACAAUUACAUUACCUCUCUACGGUAUAAAUCUAUUUUAAGAUAAUCAUUUAUUCCGAUAUCGUUUCAAAAUAAUAUAAAGGAGUCAGAGGGGUGGGCUCGCAAAUAAUGUUUGCAACAGAAAUAGGAAAAAGGAUGAAAAAGCUGCAGCAGUUAGGUGAUCAAAAAUGACUGAUGUUACCAUGGAUGUGUAUCUAGAAUCGGCCUUUUUUGUCACGAAUUAGAAAUGCAUGUAACACCAUGGCAUCGGAAUCUAAUACAUUGGAAAACAUUUUAAAAAAUGUACUCUGAAAUGUCAGUGAAUACA
Messenger RNA from Biomphalaria glabrata, 3648 nucleotides. Its product is annotated as adenosine receptor A2b-like. Gene Ontology annotation, molecular function: G protein-coupled receptor activity. The transcript is spliced from 2 exons. NCBI's taxonomy places the organism in Eukaryota, Metazoa, Mollusca, Gastropoda, Planorbidae. The record is from RefSeq and is a predicted model, not a curated record. The coding region runs from base 415 to 1686 and encodes 423 amino acids. Gene Ontology annotation, cellular component: membrane. Gene Ontology annotation, biological process: G protein-coupled receptor signaling pathway.